UCAAAUGCAUCGUAGUGCAUGAUAAGGAAAAUGGCGGCCUCCAUAAGGGAAAAGUACCUCGCUAGUUUCACUGCAAAAUGGCCGUUUGCUUCAAAGGUCGAAUGCGAAUCCCACAAGGAAGGGUUGAUGCGUGCAGACCAGGAGCACUUGAAAAAUAUUUUUUCAAAGUAUGCCAGUGUGACAGAGGGAGAUGAGCAGUUUAUGACCUAUGCAGACUUUAUACAGAGAUAUCUCCAACUGUUGGAUACCGAGGAUUUCAACGAAUACACAUUGCAACUGUUUGGUAGCAGUAUCGAUACAAGUCGUGAUGGGAAAAUCUCAUUUACAGAGUUUCAGGCAUUUGAACAUUUGUUGUCCCUACCAGAUUCUAUGUACAGACUGGCCUUUCAGAUCUAUGAUCGAAAUGGAAGUGGUUUCUUGAACUUCAGGGAGUUUGAAGAUAUUGUCCAACACACAACUCUACACAAAACUAUACCGUUCAAUUUUGAUUGUGACUUCAUACAGCUGCACUUUGGUGAAGAUAAAUCAAGACGCAUUUCUUACGCAGAAUUUACUCAAGUCAUACAUGAUUUUAAUGAAGAACAUGCUCUACAAGCUUUUAGAAAAUUUGAUCUUGAUAACAAUGGCUAUAUAAACGCAAAAGAUUUCGAGGAAAUUAUGAUUGCCCUGAAAAGUUACCUGCUCACACCAUUUGUACAGGAUAACCUUGUUGCUGUGGCGGUGGGAGAUUUUCAUAAGAAGAUUAGCUAUGCUUACUUCACAGCCUUUAUUUCCUUGCUGAAUAACAUGGAACUGAUGAAGAAGAUUCAUAUGGCUGCUACUAAACGAGACAGAAAUGCGGCUUGUACUAAAGAGGAGCUACAGUAUCAGUCACAAGAGUUUCCACAGAUCACACCAAUGGAGAUUGACAUUCUCUUUCAACUUGUACAGCUUCUUAACCAAAAUCAACAAUCAGAGAGACAGAUGGGACUGAUAAUGUUCCAAGAUCUAGAGGAAUUAUCUCCAAUGGAAGGUCGGGAAACACCUUUCUCGUUACAGCUUCAAAUUGCAGAGGAAGAUCUGAGAUUAGAAACUGGUGCUGAACGUACAGUCUUCCUUCAAGUUGCUGAAAGUGUAUACAGGUUUGGGCUGGGAGCACUGGCUGGAGCUACUGGGGCUACAGCUGUCUACCCUAUCGAUCUGGUAAAAACUCGUCUACAAAAUCAGAGGACAGGUAUGAUGGUGGGAGAAUUAAUGUACAAAAAUAGUUUUGAUUGUUUCAAGAAAGUGAUACGUCACGAGGGUGCCCGAGGGCUGUACAGAGGGCUGGGACCUCAACUUGUUGGAGUAGCACCUGAGAAGGCUAUAAAACUGACAAUGAAUGAUUUGAUGAGAGAUAAACUAUGUAACAAAGAUGGUUCUAUUUCAUUGUGGGCAGAGAUGGCUUCUGGUGGAAUAGCAGGAGCAUCGCAGGUGAUGUUUACAAAUCCUCUAGAGAUUGUAAAGAUUCGUCUACAGGUAGCUGGAGAGAUUGUUGGCAAGACGAAAGUUAGUGCAAUCGGUGUUGUCAAAGAGCUUGGAUUUCUUGGACUUUACAAGGGUUCAAGAGCAUGUUUCCUUAGAGAUAUACCAUUCUCAGCCAUAUAUUUCCCUGCCUACGCUCAUUUCAAGAAAUCUUUCGCUGAUGAAAAUGGCUAUAAUCAUCCUGGUACUUUACUCCUGGCUGCUACGUGUGCAGGUGCUCCUGCCGCUGCCUUGCCAACACCUGCUGAUGUGAUAAAAACCCGUCUACAGGUAGCUGCGCGUCAAGGGCAGACAACUUACAAUGGUGUCAUAGAUUGUGCUCGCAAAAUAUUAAGAGAAGAAGGCUUUGGUGCAUUUUGGAAAGGAACACCUGCUCGAGUGUUCCGUUCUUCCCCACAGUUUGGUGUUACUUUGCUCACAUAUGAACUUUUACAGAGACUCUUCUAUGUUGACUUUGGUGGAAGACGACCUGAAGGUUCUGCAGCCAAACCCACGCACUUACAAGAGCAACUAUCACGCAAUCCAGAUCAUAUAGGAGGCUUCCGAUUGGCUUUAGCAACAUUUGACGGCAUGGAGAGGCAACUUGGCUUAUGUUUACCGAAAUUUCGAAAUGCAAUAACUGAUGAUACUUCUUGAGGAUAAACCUUAUAUAGUGACAAUUUUUUAAAAUUUAGUGACAGAUAUUUUAUUUAUUAUUUUUGUUAAUGAGAGUUCAUGUUUUUUUUCUUCACUGCACCCGGAUAGCAGAGUAUUUUCUCAUUAUUCACGCACAGUGUUUGAAAGCCAUCUGUCCGAUACAUGUACACUAAAUGAUUAAACAAAUAUACUCAAACUAAAAUCAUGAAGGUUAUUGUGAAACAUGUAAUACAGUUUUGAGGUAAUUGGCGUUAAUUGAUAAACAAUUUGUAAGGUAAUUUUAGUAUUUAUCUUGCGAAUUGCGUGAUAAAUCAGCUGAAAUUCAGCCACUAUGUGAGCUUGAUCAUUGUUAAUCAGAAAUUAAAUGAAGGAAAAUGACCACGGCAUGUGACAGCUAGAGAAUCAUAGUCUCAUUGGUUUUCAAACUUAUAUAUUACACUUAUUCAGGUGUUUUUUUUUUAAGUUGGUAAAUAUUGUUUGCUGUAAAAGUGAUAAAAUUGAUGAAAUCAAACGUUAUGUGAUUAUUUAGUAAACAUAUUUAACAAGUAUUUAUUGGAAGCAAAAUUUGUCUUGAUUUAAGAUCAUAUUGAGAUUAGAGCUAAGGUAUAUUUAUUAGGAUUGGUAAACGCACUACAGGAUUAUCACAAUUACAAUUUUUAUAAAUUAAUUUUGACUAUUUUGUAAGAUAUAACUGUUUUUUUUUUUUUAAUUAUAAUUUUUGUACGAUAUCUUAUUUUUAGCUCACCUGUCACAAAGUGACAGGGUGAGCUUUUGUGAUCGCUUUUCGUCCGGCGUCCGUCCGUCCGUCCGUCCGCCGUCCGUCGUCCGUCCGUAAACUUUUGCUUUAAAUGACAUCUCCUCAUAAACCACUGAGCCAAUUUCAUCCAAACUUCACAGGAAUGUUCCUUUGGUGGUCACCUUUAAAAAUUGUUCAAAGAAUUUAAUUCCAUGCAGAACUCUGGUUGCCAUGGCAACCGAAAGAAAAAUCUUUAAAUAUCUUCUUUUAAACAACCCUAAGAGCUAGAGCUUAGAUAUUUGGCAUGAAACAUCUUCUAAUGAGUGUCUACCAAGUUUGUUCAAAUAAAAGCCCUGGGGUCAAAAUUGGCCCCGCCCCGGGGGGGUCACUGAUUUUCCCUAUAUGCAUAUAGUAAAAACUUUAAAAAUCUUCUUUUAAAGAACUGUAAGAGCUAGAGCUAAGAUAUUUGGCAUGGAACAUCUUCUAGUGAGUGUCUACCAAGUUUGUUCAAAUAAAAGUCCUGGGGUCAAAAUUGGCCCCGCCCCGGGGGGUCAUUGAUUUUUCCCUAUAUGCAUAUAGUAAAAACUUAAAAAAUCUUCUUUUAAAGAACCGUAAGAGCUAGAGCUUAGAUAUUUGGCAUAAAACAUCUUCUAGUAAAUGUCUACCAAGUUUGUUCAAAUAAAAGCCCUGGGGUCAAAAUUGGCCCCGCCCCAGGGGGUCAUUGAUUUUCCCUAUAUGCAUAAAGUAAAAACUUAAAAAAUCUUCUUUUAAAGAACCCAAAGAGCUAGAGCUAAGAUAUUUGGCAUGAAACAUCUUCUAGUGAAUGUCUACCAAGUUUGUUCAAAUAAAAGCCCUGGGGUCAAAAUUGGCCCCGCCCCGGGGUCAUUGAUUUUCCCUAUAUGCAUAUAGUAAAAACUUAAAAAAUCUUCUUUUAAAGAAUCGUAAGAGCUAGAGCUUAGAUAUUUGGCAUGAAACAUCUUCUAGUGAAUGUCUACCAAGUUUGUUCAAAUAAAAGCCCUGGGGUCAAAAUUGGCCCCGCCCCAGGGGGUCAUUGAUUUUCCUUAUAUGCAUAAAGUAAAAACUUAAAAAAUCUUCUUUUAAAGAACCCAAAGAGCUAGAGCUAAGAUAUUUAGCAUGAGACAUGUUCUAAUGGGUGUCUACCAAGUAUGUUCAAAUAAAAGCCCUGAGGUCAAAACUGGCCCCGCCCCAGGGGUCAUUGAUUUUCCUUAUAUACAUAGCAAAAACUUAAAAAUCUUCUUUGAAAAAACCCAAAUAAAUAGAGUUUAGAUAUUAAGCAUGAAACAUCUUUAAGUUAAUAUCUACAAAGUUUGUUCAAAUAAAAGCCCAGGGGUCAAAACUGGCCCUGCCCGAGGGGUGUCAUUGUUUUUAACUAUAUGUGUAUAGUAAAAACUUAAAAAAUCUUCUUUUAAAAAACCCAAUGAGCUAGAACUUAGAUGUUCUGCAUGAAACAUCUUCUUAUGGGUGUCUACCAAGUCUGUUCAAAUAAACAAAUAAAAGCCCUUGGGUGAAAAUUGGGCGGGGGGGG
This is a messenger RNA of Ruditapes philippinarum (Manila clam), 4421 nucleotides long. Its product is annotated as electrogenic aspartate/glutamate antiporter SLC25A13, mitochondrial-like. Bases 19 to 2139 code for a protein of 706 amino acids. The transcript has 19 exons. NCBI's taxonomy places the organism in Eukaryota, Metazoa, Mollusca, Bivalvia, Venerida, Veneridae. Gene Ontology annotation, biological process: aspartate transmembrane transport; malate-aspartate shuttle; L-glutamate transmembrane transport. The record is from RefSeq and is a predicted model, not a curated record. Gene Ontology annotation, molecular function: L-glutamate transmembrane transporter activity; L-aspartate transmembrane transporter activity; calcium ion binding.